Molecule: messenger RNA, 1689 nt
Organism: Leptosia nina
Lineage: Eukaryota; Metazoa; Arthropoda; Insecta; Lepidoptera; Pieridae
Source: the annotation of a GenBank genome assembly
AUGGAAAAUAAAGAAGAGAAUUCAGAAAGAGUAGUGGAUUAUGACGAGCUUCUCUCGUCUGCCGGAAAGUUCGGCAAAUAUCAACUAUAUUUAUUCUUCAUUACGGGCCCUUUCUAUAUCUUCGAUGUCUUCGCGUACUUCUCACAAAUGUUCAUGACGGAGGUGUCACCGAACCAUUGGUGCUGGAUACCGGAAUUGGAUAACUUGACGGACCUCGAGAGACGAAACCUCGCUAUACCCAAUGACGCUAACAGCCGCUUCGGGUACUCCCAAUGUUCUGCAUAUACUGCCAAUUGGACAGACGUUUUACUCACUGGAAGCUACCCCAACGAAUCAUGGCCUACCCAGGCAUGUCAGAACGGAUGGGAAUUCAACAAGACCGAAAUACCGUAUCCCACUAUUUCCAGUGAACUGGGGUGGGUGUGCGAACGAAAUAGUUAUCAGGCAACCGCGCAGUCUAUAUUCUUCUUAGGCUCGAUCGUAGGUGGAUUUAUAAUCGGCUGGAUCGCUGAUAGAUAUGGAAGAUUACCAGCUGCUACAAUAAGCAACAUGAUCGGGUGCAUCGCUGGUGUAGGAAGUAUCUUCGCGAGAGAUAUGAUAGAGUUCUCCAUCUGCAGAUUCGUAGUUGGAAUGUGUUACGACAAUUGUAUGAUGAUGACCUAUCUACUCGUACUGGAAUACGUAGCUCCGAAAUACAGAAGUCUUAUAACCAAUCUUCCCUUUGCGAUUUUCUUUACAUUUGGAGCGAUGAUAUUGCCGUGGAUAGCCUUAGCUUGCAACGACUGGAAGACUUUAAGCUUAGCGACGAGCAUUCCUAUGGCAUUAGCUUUGUUGGCACCAUUCAUUAUACCAGAGAGUCCCAGGUGGCUUUUGUCGAAGAACAGGGUAGAUGAAGCCGUUCAGAAGGCAGUGGACAUUGGUAAAGUCAACGGUGUCACAGUGCCAACUAAAUUGAUUGAAGAGUUUAAGUUCUCUUGUAAGAAUAAAAAGCAAGAAGAGAAUACGAACUCGAUAGAGAUAUUCAGACGGCCGUUAACGCGUAAAGUGUUUAUCUGCGUGUGUAUUGAAUACAUGUGCUGCGGUAUCGUCUUCGAUGCGUUAUUAAGAAGUAUAGGCGCUUUGGGCUUUGAUUUUUUCCUAUCGUUCACGAUGAUAUCAUUUACCGAGUUCCCAUCACUAAUUAUAAUAACUUUCCUAUUAGAUAUUAUAGGUCGUAAGUGGGUAUCCAUUUCGUCAUUAAUUAUAUGCGCUAUGUUUUGUGUCUUGACUGCAUUUAUUAGUGAGGGUCUACCUUCGGUUGUUUGUGCUAUUUUAGCAAGAUUUGCUGUUAAUAUGUCAUUCAGCACCGCUAUGCAGUGGUCUGCUGAGGUGGUCCCGACAUCUGUCAGAGGUUCCGCUGCCUCGAUCGUUCAUAUAUGCGGUUAUUUGGCAACUUGUAUUUCUCCGUAUAUCGUAUAUUCGGGGAAUUUUAUCGCGUGGCUGCCCUUAGUGUUGACAGCGGUUAUUUCACUAAUCGGUGUCGUUUGCGCAUGUAUGAUUCCUGAAACUGGGGGAAGGGAAAUGCCCCAAACGUUUGCCGAUGCAGAAGAAUUAAUUUCGAACCAAGAAUUAUUUGAUAUACCAAUUUUGAGAAAGAGAAAACUGAAAAAUAAGGUUGGCGAGAAUAACCAGUCCUUUGAAAUGAAUUAA